AUGACUUCCUACCAGCCUAAAAAGCAGCCCGAUAGCGAUGAGUUGACGGUUAACAUCGCAUUCGCUGAUCUUUCUUCACACCUAACUAAAAUGGGUUCCAUUUUCGAAGUCGGAGCGAAGGAAAUUGGUGACCAAGUGGUCUCAAACUUUCGGUCGCUGACAGAGAGUGAGCGAAAGGAUUUGGACAGUCAACGGGCACAGUUAUCUCGGGUUAACCAGACCAUGGAGGGCACGCGCAAGCAACUAGAGCAGUCCUGGCAGAAAUACGUCACAGCGUACAGAGAAAGGCAAAAGGCUCAAGAAAUUUCAGUGAAGGUAGACCAAGAUAUGCAACUGCCUCGGGUGGAACAACAGAAGGUGAGUUAG
This is a messenger RNA of Dicrocoelium dendriticum, 366 nucleotides long. NCBI's taxonomy places the organism in Eukaryota, Metazoa, Platyhelminthes, Trematoda, Plagiorchiida, Dicrocoeliidae. The record is from the annotation of a GenBank genome assembly.